Messenger RNA from Ectocarpus siliculosus, 1275 nucleotides. Lineage: Eukaryota; Phaeophyceae; Ectocarpales; Ectocarpaceae. The record is from the annotation of a GenBank genome assembly.
GUAUUUUUGUUGUUGUCCAGCUUCGAUAGCGAGCUUUUGCUGAUGAACUCCCUGAGACUGCCUAAGCGGCUGACGAUGCACGGCGAUGACGAGAAGGACCACAUGUUCUUGGUGAAAGGAGGGGAGGACCUCCGUGUGGACCAGCGCGUGGAGCAGCUGUUCGAGGUCAUGAACGCCGUCAUGGCCACGUCGGCUGGCUGCAGACGCGCCAGGCUCUCCAACACCACCUACAAGGUGGUCCCAGUGACGCCCGAGAUCGGACUGAUCGAGUGGGUCCAGAACACGAGGCCCCUCAAGUCGGUCAUAGAGCAGGGGCUCGGUACCAAGCUGGGGUCCCUCAGCGCUCUCGACACAUUUGGGAAGUUCCUGAAGGCAAAGCCGAAGCAAUUCCCGGCUCCGAAUUUCCACGAAAUGUUCAAGACGGAAGGGCGUCCCAAGGUCGAAGAAAUGUUCGCCACGUGCUGCGCGACGGUGCCGACUGACGCGCUGAGAAAACACCUUCUGGCGAUGGCUCCUUCCCCGGAGGCGUUCUUGACGUGCAGGGGAGGGUUUGCGAGGUCUCUGGCGACGCUGAAUGCCUGUUCGUACGUGCUGGGGAUAGGGGACCGCCACUUGGACAACUUCCUCCUCGACACCAUGACAGGGACGGUGGUAGGGAUCGACUUCGGAGCGGCGUUCGGGAUCGCACACACGGAGCUGGGUGUGCCGGAGUUGAUUCCCUUCCGCCUCACGAACCAGUUCCAGAACCUCCUGCAGCCGCUCGAUAGUGUCGGCCUGCUCAAGGGGCACAUGGUUUCCACCCUCCAAGCUCUCCGGGCCGGACGCGAGGUGCUGUUGGCGACGAUGGACGUGUUCUUGAACGAGCCGGUUAUGGACUGGAUAAGCGAGGGGGUUGAGCGGAGGCAGGCAAAGACCAAGAGGGGCGGCGGAGGCGGUUCGGGAGAGGACGCCGCAGAUGAGGGCCUUACCGGCCAGCCGCGUCCCCCCUUUGAAGCACGCCGCAAGAUCAAGAACGCGAAGAGGAAGCUGCUUGGGGAGAACCCGGCAGCGGUCCUCAUCGAUGACCUGGGACAGAACCUUUCUGUCAAGCAAUUAGGCAGCCUGGCGAAACUUGAGGCCAUCUCCUGGGGGAGUAGCGGCGACAGGGUGCGAUCUAAGCCGGAACACCGCGAGGGGUGGCUCUCCGUGGAAGACCAGGUGGAUUGUCUGAUCGACCUUGCCACGGAUCCGGACGUCCUGGGUAGACAGUGGGUUGGCUUGGCCACGUGGGUGUAA